CAGCCUUGCUUGGGCGCUCUUGGAGCGUUUGUUUGCCCCGUUCAGAGGAAGCAAGGCCGGGUAGACGUCGCUGAGGCGGGUGGCGCCUGGCACCGCCCUGCCGCGGAACGCCGUGGCGCCACUCGCGCCGCCCCGCCGGACCGAUCUGGCUGGCGCACCACAGCGGCGGAAGGGCUGCCGGCCGACAUGCCAAAGUUACGAAAAACCCAAGGAGGGAAGCAAGAGAAAAAAGCUAUCCAUCCUUACAGCAGAAAAGCUGCACAGCUUGCAAGGGAAGCACACAAGCAGGAAAAGAAGGAAAAGCUGAAGACUGACAAAGCUUUACGCUUGAGUAUCAUUGGAGAAAAAUUGCUAUGGUUUCAAAGCCACCUUGACCCCAGUAAGAUUGAGUACACGAAGAAGGAGGCUGGUGAACUAAUUGAAAAUUACAUGUGUCGAUUCAAUACUGAAUUAGAGCAGAUCGAAUUACAGAACAGUAUUAAAGGUAGACAAGGGAGACAGCAUGGUUCACGGGAAACUGUCAUCAAGCAGACCAUAGAACGUGAGCGACAACUCUAUGAAGGCUACGGAAUGGAAAUCCCAGACAUUAUGAACAGAAAACAUCUUAAAUAUUUCAGAGAAUGGGAUGGUGAUCUGAAGAAGCUGCCAAACAUCAAAAUGAAAAAGCUCUCAGCUAGGGAUGCUGCUUGCAGUCCCCCUGAGGUGGCAGAUUUGGAAGCUGAAGAAGAAUUGAAUAAAGUGGAAGAGGUGGGCUAACAAGCACCAUCUCUCUCAAGAACUAAAACAGCUGAAGGGUAAUGUGGGAAACCUAUUUUAAUUAUCACUGGAAACAGGAAUAAAUUCUAAGUAUAUUUGCAAA
Molecule: messenger RNA, 859 nt
Organism: Pogoniulus pusillus (Red-fronted tinkerbird)
Lineage: Eukaryota; Metazoa; Chordata; Aves; Piciformes; Lybiidae
Gene: TMA16
Product: translation machinery associated 16 homolog
Exons: 7
Coding region: 187-756 (189 amino acids)
Cellular component (GO): nucleus
Source: RefSeq, a predicted model, not a curated record